This is a messenger RNA of Lycium ferocissimum, 810 nucleotides long. RefSeq lists its product as uncharacterized. Lineage: Eukaryota; Viridiplantae; Streptophyta; Magnoliopsida; Solanales; Solanaceae. Bases 1 to 810 code for a protein of 269 amino acids. The record is from RefSeq and is a predicted model, not a curated record. The transcript has 2 exons.
AUGGAUAAAUACGUGACUAAGUUGUACAUUGGACAACCAAGUUCUAGUAGCCAUCCAUCUGCCAAUUGCUUAAUUGGUUUACUUGCUCCAAGGCAAAUCUUGUUGAGGUUUGACCAAUAUGAAGAUUUUGUACUAGCUCUAUCUCGCUCGUUAACUAUCUGCUCUACUGAUGGACAAGAACAUCAAUAUAGGGUAUUUCCAUGGUCCAUUGGAUUUAAUCCUAAGGAGGAAACGACUAAGGCUGUGGUAUGGAUUUCUUUACCUGAUUUAUCUCCUGAUUUGUUUGCAAAGAAGUCUUUAUUGUCUAUAGCGUCCGCUGUUGGGAAACCAAUAGCUAUAGAUAAAGCAACUCAAAUCAAAUCAAGACCUAGCACAGCUAGGGUAAAGGUCAUACUCGAUCUAUUAGAUAAGCUUCCAAAUCGUAUAAGGCUGCAGUUCGUGGAUGGAAAAUCUGGUAAAGUUGUCGAGAUUUUCCAGGAGAUUGUCUAUGAUAAUUUGCCUUUGUAUUGCAACUAUUGUAAGCACCAAGGUCAUGAUGAAGGUAGUUGUCGUCUGUUAUUGAAAACACAUAAAAAUAACAAUCAAGCUAAUGGGGAAGAUGAUGGAAGUGUUGAAAAAUUUCAAGGCGAUUUGCGUACAAUUUUAGAUGUGAAAAAAUUUAAAAAAGGGACUAAUCAGGCAGUAAAAGGAGUAGAUCUUUCGAGUCCCACUGUUAGUAAUGCAUUAUUUGAAAUUCAAAAUAAUGAUGCGAAUUUGAAUGGUGUGUCGAUUAGCAAAUCGAAAAGAACAACUUGGAAACGGAGGAACUAG